AUGGUGCGAUUGUACGCAACAAGCCAGAACGAUGAGAAGUUGAAUGGCAUGAGGAAGUGGGGCAGCACAAGCUGCGUCUUUCAAACAUUGGUGUUCUUAGACCAAGCUUUGAGCCAGCGCAAUCAGAGCCCAUUGCUUUUUGCAAGCGCUUGGCUGCAUUCUGAUGCGCUCGUGGCUAAUUGCUUGCAAGAAGGUGCCACCAUGUGUGAUUCUUGGCAGCUGGAGGUGUUUCCGCGCAAUGAGGCACGAGGCAUGACCCGAGAUUCCCGGCCUGAUGAAAUUCAAGCUUUUGUAGUGGGGGAUGAGAAGCACCAGAGGCCGCAAGUGGAUGCCUUUGAGAAACUUGAGCAUUUCUUCACCGAGUGGGAUUGCCAGCAGCUUGGUGGCACUAUCUUCGGCAUGAGCCUUCUCCCCAGCGGCAACUUGCGUGACGCUUUCCAGGCCAUGGCGCAGCAUUGGGAGCAGUACGCUGAAAGCCAGUGCUUUUGCACAGGAUACGCAUUGAUUGCACGUGGCAAAUGCUUUGGCAUCGUGGCGUGGCAAGCUUUCUCAGGCCUUCGCCAUCCUUGGCUUCUGGGAUAUGAUUCCCAUGCCUUCAGUGCUGAGCGAAGCAACUGCUCCUAUUCCAUGGUGGCGAAAGGGUUUUCAGACUUCCAGCGACUGCUGCUCUGUGAGCGUUCUUCUCAGCCGUUUUACCUGGAGACUGAUGAGUGCGUGCUUUUCCAUUUUCCACCACAUGCGAAGCGCCAAUGCCAGGACGAGGCUUCACACCUUGAAACCCCGCAGAAACGUGAUCAAUGCAAGGUUGCAGAGCACACUCCAGACAAAGUCCUUCAGAACGAUCGAGCUGCCCGCGCCGCGGAAAUCCCAAGAUAUCCAGCCCUUACGAACAAACAGAAGCGCACGGCCAAAACGGAAGGAGCUGCGAUGGCGGAAAAAUGCGAUAUCGAUUACAACAUAGUUUUCCAGCGACUUCAUGCCAACAAGGAGUGCUACGUGGAAAAAGGCCACUGGCAAGAUUUUUGCAUAUCCGUGGCCAGAGACACGCCUGUGGACUGCCCUGCAUGUCACGUACUUAAGGAAACAAUCAGCAACAGGCUUCGUGACAGAGCGACCUGUCAGGGAAAGAGCGAUGCUCAGACUGAGCCACAGAAGCGAGGAGAGAAGAGAGCAGGCAUCGACUUGGCAGAAGAACAUGCGGCCAAGCGAGCCAGGGGCCGUCCCCCCAAGAACUCAGAGUCAGUGCAAUUGCAAAAGUGGGUCCACAGAGAGCGCAACGGUAUCUACGUUUUCGUGGGCAGCACAGACGACAGUUUGGACAUGAAAUGCAAUCUCUGUGGGGGACGCUUUUCAGGCCAGAAAUGGACAACCUUGAAAGGAGUUUUGUCGCAUGAGAAGUCCCGUGCUCACCUGUUGGCGGUAGCUCUGGCAGAAGAAAAAGAACGAUUUGAUUUGAAUACCUUUGAACGUUGCGCUGGCCUAGUACUUGAUGAUAUCACAGAAGGCCACGAGUUCUUCAACUGCAAGGAGAGCGCCCGAAAGUGGUGGGAAGCAGACUGCCCUGACUUUAAAGAUGGAAUUGGGCAGACUUUUCGAGUCUAUCAGGAUUCACAUGGCCGCUUGCGUUUGCAAGCAUCUUCUUGCCAAUCCGGAGCCGAUAGCAUGAUUCCUCCAGGGGUUGCCUGCUGCAGAGUUUGCAAUUUCAAAGCCACGACCAACCAAGUUCGGUUGCACAUUGAAGGCUGGUCCUUGAGACUGGAUUUAGUCCGGUGGCUGCAUCUUCAAGUGGCCGGGUCGGUUGCAGAGGUACAGGAGCAUGAGAAGCACCUCCAGAGGUAUGAGCACAUCCUCAAAUUUCAGCUGGGGGAUUUUGUGGGUCCGAAGUCCAGCUUUGGAAGGGGGCUCAUUAAAUGCAAAAGCAUGCUGCUUAGCUCACCGAGACAAUGCAGGAACAAUGCUCUCCAGCAGUUCCUAGCCAGUCGGUUGAUUUGGUUGCAGGAAGGGAUGGUAGGCCAAGGGCGCAAUGUGGAGAACAGCAAGCUGGCUCAUGAAAUCAUUGACAAUCUGUCUAGCGGCUCACGUGCAAAGGAGGAAAUUCGGGCAUGCAAUCUCAUUUCCAAAGGGGUUCUUGAUGGGAACAUGCUGGCCAAGACGCUGCUUCUUUGCCUGGUGAACAAAUGUGACAAAGAAAAGCGGGGCUUGGUUAAGCAGAACAUAUCGUGUGGGGAGGGCAUUUCCAAAGACUGCCUCACAGAAUUGACUUGGAGACUUGGAGGGCUGGCUGGCGCACAUGCACUGCUCCAGGACUUGGGCAUCAACCGUGCCUCGGCACAGCCUUCGCCACACAGCCACACAAGUAUUGCACCACUGAAUUCUUGCGUGGUGCAAGUGUCCCCCAGUGCAACAGCUUCUCAUAAUGUGAUCAGAAUGUGA
Cladocopium goreaui is the source of this 2433-nucleotide messenger RNA. NCBI's taxonomy places the organism in Eukaryota, Dinophyceae, Suessiales, Symbiodiniaceae. The record is from the annotation of a GenBank genome assembly.